AGAGAGAGAGAGAGAUGUGGGUGUGUCUUAGGUAUAUGUACCUUUGAAAUGUUGUAAAGCAGCUUCAUUGUGAGUGACCAUGGCGAUGUUAAGGACACUGUGUGUGGCAUUCAUAAUCAGCCUGAUCGCCAACGGCUGUUAUUCACAGUCAGAUGUAUGUGGUAUAGCUUCUCUGAACACCAAAAUAGUGGGGGGACAGAAUGCUAACAAUGGUGCCUGGCCUUGGCAAGUUAGCCUGCAGAAAGCAUCUCAUUUCUGCGGUGGAUCCCUCAUCAAUUCUAACUGGGUUCUGACAGCAGCCCACUGCUUCCCAAGUUACACUGCUUCACAAGUGACUGCGUACAUGGGCAUGUACGCACUGCAGUCAAGCAACCCAAACCAACAAUCUAGCUCUAUCUCUAGACUUAUCGUGCAUUCCAGCUACAACACUGCAACACAUGAUAAUGACAUCGCCCUCCUGCAGCUGAGCACUCCAGUGACCUUCAAUAGUUAUGUUUCACCUGUGUGUCUGGCUGCACCUGGUAGUACAUUCUACACUGACACUCAGACCUGGGUCACUGGCUGGGGUGACACUGCCACUGGAGUUUCUCUCAGUAAUCCCAAGACCCUACAAGAAGUACAAGUCCCAGUUGUUGGAAACAGGAAGUGUAAGUGCUUAUAUGGAGUUGGAAGUAUCACAGACAACAUGAUGUGUGCUGGAUUGUUGGCAGGUGGGAAAGACUCCUGUCAGGGUGACUCUGGAGGUCCACUGGUGGUUAAACAGAAUGGUCGUUGGAUCCAAGGUGGCAUUGUGAGCUUUGGUACAGGUUGUGCUCAAGCCAACUACCCUGGUGUAUAUUCCAGAGUGUCCAUGUACCAGAAUUGGAUCAACCAGCAGAUCACCAGCAACCAGCCAGGCUAUUACGCAUUCAGCUCCUCCGGCACGGAUUCAGAUUUGAGUGUAUCCUGCACUGGCCUGCCUGCUAUUACUACAACCACUGUCCCCCCAACUACUACCCCUGCACCUGUGGUGUGUGGCAACGCCAAUCUGAACACCAUAACAGGAGGGGGAAACUCAUUGGCAUCUGCAGGUGCAUGGCCAUGGAUGGCCAGUCUGCGGCGCAAUGGCACUCACAUCUGUGGGGGAACGUUGGUGUCUGAGAAACAUGUCUUGAGCUCGGCUGACUGCUUCUCUAGCUCUUCCAAUGCUUCUGACUGGACUGUUGUCCUAGGCCGCCUCAAACAAAAUGGAUCCAACCCCUACGAGGUCUCUGUCAAUGUGACCAACAUCACAUUGAGCACUGGUUCAGGGAAUAACGUAGCAGUGCUACUGUUGGGGUUCAAGCCAACACUUUCCAACUAUAUUCAGCCCGUAUGUGUCGACCAGGGGGACAACAGCUUCACCGUCAAUGCUCAAUGCUGGGCAUCUGGCUGGGGAUCAGGUGGAGGAGCUGAUCAAACUCUUCAGCAGUUCAACACUACUAUACAGAGCUGUGGAAACUCAUCCUCAUCUAACAGCAGCAUCUGCACUGGAGUCAUGGCCUUAGAACAGACUAAUAAAGGAGGUCCACUGAUGUGUAAGAUUGGUCAGUCAUGGGUCCAGGCUGCAGUUCUGACUGUGGCCAACACCAGCAGCAUCAACAGCAGCAUCACUAACAGUACCUCCAGCAACACCACCAAGACACUUCGUGCCUCAACAGAUUCAACAGUCCAGGUCUACACUAAAACGGCAAGCUUCUCGAGCUUUCUCCAAGCAACAGUGGGCACCUUCCCUUCCAAAGCUUCCAAUGUAUCCGCAGCCAGCCCAGUCGUCUCCACCGCAACGUCAUUCAUCUCAGUCGCCAAUGUCCUUCUGCUCCAACUUUCUUUCUUCAUCGGGUUGUUUGCAUGGGAAUAAUGCUCUCAGCAUGCAAACAUUGCUAUUUAAUCUCUUUUUAAUUUCUUAACAAAGCCUUAUUUUACCUCCUAUACCUGUACAGUGCAGUUCUUUGUAUUUUCUAACAAACGGUUUCUUCACAAAUACAUUAUAAUAAGAAUGAUGUGCGAAGAGACGAACAUACCAUCCAUGGCAUUGCUAAGUAUUACUGUGUUACCUGCGUAAACCUGUGUCUUAUGUCUUCUUUUUGAUAAACAACACACAGACUAACUUAGCACUUUUUUCCGCUUUUUCCCUCUUUUUUUCCACUAUGUGGUGAUGACUGCACAAGUUCUUUCAUGUUUAAAUCUAAAUCUUAAUCAAACAUAUACCUGUUUUUUCAAUGAUUGACUGAAAAUCUUUUUUUUUCACUGAAUGAAUGUAAUAUAAAAGCUAAAGUCGGGCUCAGAAAGCUGACAGCCAGAGCCAAUCCGCAUAAAAUAAAUCAAAAGCGUCCAUGCCAAGAUGAUCAAUUUAGCUUAAACUCAAAGAACAACUCAGGAGUAUCUGAAUAUUAGAACCAAGUUUGGUAGAUCUCCUGGUCCAGACUAAAUCUAAACUUAACCUACACUUCAACCUCAACCUAAACUGAACCUACCUUAACCAAAACUAAACUUAACCUUCACAUAUAUAUACGUAUAUAUAUAUAUAUAUAUAUAUAUAUAUAUAUAUAUAUAAUUUUACCAACCCACUCUUUAGGACUCCCCCUAUCACCAGUAAUGCCCCAACACACCAGGAGGGUGAAGACUAACACAAGCCUCCUCCAAUACAUGUGAAGUCAGCCACCGCUUCUUUUCAAGCUGCUGCUGAUUCAGCAUUGCCGAGCAGCCAGUGCAUUGGUUCCGGUACAUCAGCUCACAAACACCCUGUGCUGCAGACAUCACCCUAGGAGUGAUGUGGGGAGAGAGCACCAUCUACCCACCCAGAGCACCGGCAGCUUGAUGGCAAAGCUGCAUAAGCGGGGGUUCAAACCUGCGACCUCCCGCUCAUACAGCCAACGCUUUAGACCGCUGGACCACUCGGCGCCCCUCCUACACCUAAAUCUUAACCUAAACUGAACCUCAACCUAAACCUUAACUUAAACCUAAACCGAAAAAUAAACUCUACCUAUACCUCAAAAUAAACUUAACCUACACCUCAGUCUUAAGCUUAAUUGACCCUCAACCUUAACCUGAACUUGACCUAUACCUCAACUUUAACCUGAAUUUAACCCACAACUCAACCUAAAUCUAACUUAAUCCACACCAUAACCUCAGUCUAAACCUGGCUGAGAAAUCAACCUAACCCUGAAUUAAAAAUUAAUCAAAUUAACCCUAAAUCUACACCUCGAACUAAACCUGAAACUGAUCUACACAUCAUGCUAAUCCUGAACUGAGCAUACACAUCAACUUUUAUAGAUGAACAAAUGUUUUGUACACCUUACCUUAAACCUGAACUUAACCCACGGCUAAACCUAAAUCAAAAUUAAUCUCCACCUCAAUUUAAGCCUAAACUUAACCAAAACUCAAACGUAAACUGUAUACCGCCACUUAAACUUAAACCUUCUACACAAUUUCUGCAUAAUUUUACUGUAAAAAAAAAAUCUUAACAUUUUCCUUGCUAGUACAUUUAGCUUACUAACACCAUCUAAUGUUAAAGAUGAGUUGUUUUUCUUAAUAUAAAUAUCUUAAUAUUUAUUAUGAUUUAUUUUCCCUUUUAAUAUAUUUACCAGGAUUCUUUAGAAACAAUAACAAUAUGCAAACUCUCUUAUAAACUCUAAAUUCUUACUCUGCUGUUUGAAUGUUGAAACUGUAGCAAUUGUACAGUACAUGUUGAGGUAUUUGUAUCUAAUUUGACUGCACAAUGUUUUUGCACUAUCCUCUUAUCAUAGAUAAAUACACAUUAGAUAAAUGGUAAUUAAGUAAAUACGUUUUGUGGCCAGGAACCCCUGGGUUAAAUUAAAAUACAAAUAGUGGAGUUUAGUGAUAAUUGCUGGAGUGCCAGCAAGUCUCUUUCUUAUUAAAGAUUAUAAAUCUAUCUUCUCUUUUUGGACCAAGAGUAUGAAUUGUGUAAAAGCUUUGAAAGUGAAUAAUGUUUUCAUCGCAUAGCAUACAAAUGAGAUUAUAAGAUUAUUAACUGUACUGUAAUUAUCGUAAUGUACACAAUCUUAAUGCCUAAACUGUGAAAGCAACAUGCACAUUGGUUACUUUAUUUGAGUAGCAUUGUUCAGGGAUCUUUCUUACUUUCUGUGAAUACUUUUACACUUCUGUUACACUUUUUAAUUCCUGAGAUUUCUUUUAAAAAAAUGCACUUUAAGCAUAAAUACUUUUACCGUAUUACUGUUGUGGACAUUGCAAGCUCAUUGCUAUGCAAAGCAACUAAACUGCACAUUAAUCUUGCAAUUGCAACAACAGUUGUUUGGUUUGUGUUUUUCUUUUUCUUUGUUUUUUUUUUUAAGUAGAGACGCACAGAAGUACAUUUAAUAAUGUUAGGAGUACUAUGUAAGAUUACACUUGAUAUCUGAGGGAAACUAUAAAGCUGGAAUGGCAGCAGUAUUUCCAAGAUUUUCCAAUCCAUCCCAAGUGGCACAACACCUUGACUUUUUUUUCCUUUAGUGUGUGUCAACCCAUUUUUUAACAUACAACAAAAGGUUAGCACACAAUUAUACAAAUGGCUUAACACACUUAUGUGGGCACACAUGACUUUCUAUACAGUAUAUUUACACUAUUUACACUUUUAUAAUGAAUGAUUUCUAUGAAUGUGUGAUGUAAAAUUUGUAACUGCAGGACUUGGAGAAGAAAGACAGUUGUUGGUUCCUUUCAGUCUUUGGUGUUUCUCUUAAAAUACCUCAGUUAAAAUAUUUUUGUGACUGAAAAAUGAAUAUUCUAGGAAUUAUUGCAGUAAUUUACACCUAAGGCCCAAAACAGUUUUUUUUACCUGUGGAAAGCAGUUACAUUGCUUGAUAAGAAUAAAACAAUUUAAAUAAA
Messenger RNA from Astyanax mexicanus (Mexican tetra), 4860 nucleotides. RefSeq names its product transmembrane protease serine 9. The coding region runs from base 80 to 1876 and encodes 598 amino acids. Lineage: Eukaryota; Metazoa; Chordata; Actinopteri; Characiformes; Acestrorhamphidae. Gene Ontology annotation, molecular function: serine-type endopeptidase activity. The transcript is spliced from 10 exons. Gene Ontology annotation, biological process: proteolysis. The record is from RefSeq and is a predicted model, not a curated record.